UGUAUAUAAUAUUUUGUUGCACAGGUAAAUCCUUAUGAGCUCAAGCUCAGCUUCCUGUCGCUGCUUGAUGACGCAUAUCGCACGAGACGGAGUUUCAGCGGCUUUUAAGCGUUGUAGUACUGUCACAGGGAGGAACAGGCUAUUAAAUUCCUCAGGACCAGAUGCAGACUCAAUAACGAGUGGAAUUUUUUUGAGAGACGGAAUUAUUUUACAAAUAGCAUUCCGUUUACAUUACUCCUAAUGAUAUUUCAGUCUGGUUUUAAAGAUCUGUUCCUGCCUAAAGAAUAUUCCCAUAAGACAUGGAAAGUAACCGCGAUCUGGAUCCUAAUAAAGAUGACCUGCCCCUGCGGGCUAACACCAACCAUAUGCUCGUCCGACACUAUGUUCUUGACCUGACUGUUCACUUCCAAAGGAAGGUCAUUGGUGGCAGCAUUGUUCUGUUUCUGGAGCCCGGUGUGGUUUCCAGCAAACAUGGUGAACUGGGGGAUAUAUCAAACACACCAGUGCAAAACCUAUCUCAGGUGUCAUCUAAACAUGACGUGAGUUCUCCCAUCACACCUGAGCCAAAUAAGGUGAUACCCCCUGAGGAACCAUCAUGUUUGUGUGGAGGAAAUGAUGUCAGUAGUGUCUUGUGGGGUGAUGAGAGUGAAGAAUUCACCUUGGUGCUGGAUUGCUGUGACCUGACGGUGUCAAAAGUGGAAGAGUUGGAUGUAACUACAGUAGCUGAUUUAAAGAAACUCGACGUAGACCAACAACAUGCAAAUACAGAUCUUCAGUCAUCCAGUCUGGUACAAAGGCUGGUCUCUAUGCCUUCCGUCAGCUGGAGACUGCAGCAUGAGCUAUACAUGCAGUGCAGCCGUUCUCCUACUGUUCAUAAUGCCCAACCUCUGCGGUUCCACACAGACCGGUGGAGUCUUCAGAUCAGGAAGGAAGGGGUUUGUACCCCUCGUGACUUCCCACAUGCUGUCAGAAUAUGGUAUGAAACUAAUCUCACAGGUGGUUCUGUGAGGUGGACAAACGACCAGGAUGCCAGAUGCUGUGUAUAUACCAUGGGCUCACCCAUCAACAACAGAGCCCUCUUCCCAUGCCAGGAGCCACCUGUUGCCAUGUCAACGUGGCAGGCGCGUGUGAGAGCUCCAUGUGAUUACACUGUUCUAAUGAGUGGUGAAAAUCAAGCCUUCCCUAAGCCUGCGGAGACAGGUUUUCUGCAGUGGGAUUAUUAUGUUACAAUGCCAAUGCCGGCUUCUACCUUUACCAUAGCGGUGGGACAAUGGCUAGAGGCUGGAGUAAAACAUCCCAACUUUGAGGUGGAAAAAACGGACAAACCUUACAAUAAAGAACUCAGUGUUUCUUUGGACAAUGACGAUCAGCAAUAUGUUUGCUCCCACAUGGAUUAUCCCUGUCGCUUCAUGGCCAGUGCUGCCAGGACUCAGACUGUUAUUCCUCACCGGGUAUUCGCCCCACCCUGCCACCUGCAGAAGGCAAAUGACAUGGUUUUACCCCUACUGCCUCUCUGUCUGACUGCGGCCCACUCUGUUCUUGGUGUCCAUCCAUUCUCACGACUUGAUGUGCUCAUUGUUCCCUCAGGGUUCUCCAGUCUGGGCAUGGCCAGUCCACAUAUCGUGUUCCUGUCUCAAAGCGUGCUAACGGGUGAGAGGAACCUCUGUGGGGCGAGAUUGUGCCACGAAAUUGCUCAUUCUUGGUUUGGGCUGGCCAUCGGAGCACGGGACUGGACCGAAGAAUGGAUCAGCGAGGGUUUUGCCACUUAUUUAGAGGAUGUAUUCUGGAGCCAUGUUCAGAAGUUGGGUUGUAGAGAGGCUGAAGAGCAGAGACAGUUAAAAGCUCUUCUGCGCUGGAGGAGACUGAGUGAUGAGUUACAAAACUCUGAAGAAGAGCUGCAGGUCCUCCGGCCUAAUAAAGAGAACACAGGGGAAGUAAGCGAGUCUGGUGCAUCAGUAGUAAAACAUGCCCUCAACCCAGAAAAACCCUUCAUGCAGGUGCACUAUCUGAAGGGCUACUUCCUCUUGAAGUUUCUGGCUGAUCAGGUUGGCGAAAAGAAGUUCCUGGACUUCUUCAAAGUGUUUGUGGGAAAAUUCCACGGGCAGCUCAUUCUGUCUCAGGAUUUCCUGCAGAUGCUCUUGGACACAUUUCCAGGAAUGAGCAGUCGAAGCAUCACACUUGAAGCCAUCUUUUCAGACUGGUUAGAUACACCUGAAAUGCCAGAGUGGCUGAGGGACUCCUGCUCAGAAUGGUUACGGACUCCAGUGGUGCAAGAAGUCAAGGAAGAGGUUGCAAAAUGGAUUCACUUCAGUGGCUCUGCUGGAAAGGGCAGCAAGCGGAAGAGAGCAGGGCCCAAGGUUAACUUCAAAGAGUUGAGUCCAGAACAGCUGGUUCUUCUUUUGGAGUUUCUUCUUGAGGAACCAAUGCUAAGUCUGUCCAUGCUGAGACUCCUUCAGACCACUUAUAACCUACAGGCCCAGGAUGCUGAGGUGAAACAUCGCUGGUGUGAACUUGCGGUCAAGCACAAACACACAGCGGCAUACCGAGACGUUGAGCAGUUUCUGAUCCAUGACCAGGCCAUGGGUGUGUAUUUGUAUGGUGAGCUGAUGGUCCAGGAAGACGCCCGGCAGCAAGCACUAGCACGCCGAUGCCUUUCCCUCAUCAAAGAUGAUAUGGACCAAUCAGCAUGCAGAGUUGUGGAGGAAAUGAUUCUGUGAACUCAGUCAAAUCAGAUCCCCUCCCAGAGUCCUGGCCACCACCACAUUCACAUUCUUCCAGAAGCCCUCGUCUGCCUCUUCUGCACUUUUCCAGGAAGCCUGUCCAGAUCUGUUUGUAUUACGGUGAAUGCGGAAUGUGCUUCUCAAACAAUUCCCAAGCACCAGAAAAGAAACGGGUCAGCAUCUUUUUUUCAGAUGGGGCUUUAGGAGAGACGUGGGUCUUAAUGCAUCAAAUUCCUUCCUCCACAAGGGAGGGAUUCCCUUGGUCCACAUAACAACUCCUAAUUUGUUGCUUCCUUAAAAGCUGUGGUGGACUGAUUUAUGGUAGUAACCAUGAGCAGAAGAAAGGGUAAUUGUCUGGCUUUGAAGCCGUCUAUCUCACCAUCAUUCCAAGAUAUUAUUCUGUUUAACCGAGCGACACGGGCUGCUCAUCAGACUUUGGGAAAGAGACGACUUAUGGGCCCUGAGAUAAAUGCAUUAGUCGUCCCGCACAGGCAUUUUUGGUGAAGCUAAGGUGCUUUUAAUCUGCCGGCAAGACAGUUUUAUUUGUUUGGGGACUCAGUGGCUGGAGACGGGUGGCUUUUCCAAGACAUUGUGGUUUAUGUCACAUGACUUAGAUGAAUCACACCGGUCAAAACGAUCAUCCUCCAAUUUGUGCUGCGCUAAUGCAGCGUUUUCAUUCUCAAAGAGCCUGUUUGUCUUCAGAGGUCAGCGUCUAGCCGGUGUCAAUAAUUCUUCAGCAAUCAUUGGGCGUCUGGCUCACUCAGACGUGCUCUGAAAUGUGCUAAAUUCUGAUAGUAGACUACACCUGUUGUUUUGAAACACGCCAAACAAUGUCAGGAAAAGCUAUUAGGCCUGAAUAAUGGGUGUUGUGCUUUUCAGGUUUUUAAUUUUGGGGGCUGUGGUGUGACACUUUUUUGUCUUGUUAUUUAGAAAUACAUUAAAAAUGACAUUUAGAUAUGAUUAUUCAAAUACAUCUUUGCUGUGAUCAGCA
Molecule: messenger RNA, 3711 nt
Organism: Carassius gibelio (silver crucian carp)
Lineage: Eukaryota; Metazoa; Chordata; Actinopteri; Cypriniformes; Cyprinidae
Gene: aopep
Product: aminopeptidase O (putative)
Exons: 17
Coding region: 300-2717 (805 amino acids)
Cellular component (GO): nucleolus
Molecular function (GO): zinc ion binding; metalloaminopeptidase activity
Source: RefSeq, a predicted model, not a curated record